AUGUCUGAGUAUCCUUACGAACCUAAAACUACUAUUCCUAAAGUUGAAUUUGAAGAAUUCGAUGGUGCUAAAUUUGCUUAUAUGCUAUGGCCAUCCUAUGCUGAAGAUAACCAAAUUAGACAAGCUAAAGCCCGUGUUUUGAUAGUCCAUGGAUUUGGUGAAUAUACUCAAAUCUAUUACAGAAUGAUGGAUAAAUUAUCUGUAAAUGGAUUUGAAUCGUUCUUCUUUGACCAAAGAGGCACUGGUGAAACUUCUCCUGGUAAGUUGAAAGGCCUAACCAACGAGAGAUACACUUUCAAUGAUCUUAAUCAUUUUAUCUCUACGAAUUUAGUUGAAUGUAAAGAAAAAGGUAUCCCACUGUUUUUAUGGGGACAUUCCAUGGGUGGUGGUAUAGUUUUAAAUUAUGCAUGUACAGGUAAACAUAAAGAUGACAUCAAGUCUUUCAUAGUUUCUGGUCCAUUGGUUGUAUUACAUCCUCAUUCCGCUCCUAAUAAAAUAACUAUAUUCUUUUCUUCAUUACUAGCUAAAUGUUUACCAAACUUUAGAAUUGACACAGGUCUAGAUCUAGAAGGGAUUACUUCAGAUUCAAGUUAUAGACAGUUUCUGGCAAAUGAUCCUAUGAGUGUUCCUUUAUAUGGUUCAUUCAGACAAAUUUAUGAUUUCCUGGAGAGAGGUAAAGCAUUGUAUUAUAAUAAAGACAACAGAUUAUCAAAAAUUACAGCUCCAUUAUUUAUUCAACAUGGUAAAGACGACACAAUCAAUGAUCCAAGAGGUUCUCAGAAGGUUUAUGACUUUUUGAAAUCAAAUGGUAAUGUCAAGUUGCAGUUUUAUGAGAAUGCAAGACAUUCAAUUCUUUCUUUAGAAGCUGAUAACACAUUUGAAACUGUUUUUAAUGAUCUUGUAGAUUGGUUAAAUCUAUAUUCUAAGUAG
Molecule: messenger RNA, 930 nt
Organism: Tetrapisispora phaffii CBS 4417
Lineage: Eukaryota; Fungi; Ascomycota; Saccharomycetes; Saccharomycetales; Saccharomycetaceae
Gene: YJU3
Product: acylglycerol lipase
Exons: 1
Coding region: 1-930 (309 amino acids)
Cellular component (GO): membrane
Molecular function (GO): lipase activity
Source: RefSeq, a predicted model, not a curated record